AAGAGAAAUAAACAAAGCAAAAAACACUGCAAAGGAAAUUUCGAUUUUGAUAUAUAAAGGCUCUAUUUUUUUCUCUCAGCAUCAAACAUUCCUUUUUUUCCCUCUUCUUUUUUAUUCUUUCUUUCAUCAUCAGGAAACAAAAACAAAGACAAAAACAAUACUAAUACUAAUACUUUUUAUUUAUUUAAAAACAAUGUCUUCAACUGUCGUCCGUGCACUCAACUCAUCCGCCCCACUGCUCCGCGCCACCGUUGGCCGCCUCACCCCCUCCACAACAGCCUUCUUCCUCUGCGACAUCCAAGAGCGGUUCCGCACUGCCAUCCAUGCUUUCCCCUCUCUCGUCCAAGUAGCUCAAAAAAUGUCCCACGUCUCCCAACACCUCUCAAUCCCCCUCAUAGUCACCGAGCAAUACCCCGCCAAACUCGGCUCCACCGUGGCUGAAAUUCCCAUCGACCACGCCAUCCUGAAUGAGCCCAAGACUAAGUUCUCAAUGGUUACAGACACUGUACAAGAUAAAUUGAAGGAACUUGGGGUAAACUCCGUAGUAUUGUAUGGGAUGGAGAGCCAUGUGUGUGUAUUGCAGACCUGCUUGGAUUUGCUGGAGAGAGGAGUGGAGGUGCAUGUGUUGGCGGAUGGUGUUUCGUCGAUAAAUCACCCGGAGAUACAGAUUGCUUUGGAGAGAAUGCGCCAGGAGGGCGCCAGGAUCGUGUCGUCAGAGUCGGUCUUGUUCCAACUUGCUGGAGACGCAAGCAACCCGCUGUUUGCGCGCAUCAGGGAUUUGGUCAAAGAGUACCAGCAGGCCGCGAGGGACAACAAGCUCCUUUUCAAAUAGUAACUUUAUCAAAUACGAAACACGAAAUAUGGUCUAUGGUCU
This is a messenger RNA of Kickxella alabastrina, 874 nucleotides long. RefSeq names its product Isochorismatase-like protein. Lineage: Eukaryota; Fungi; Kickxellomycota; Kickxellomycetes; Kickxellales; Kickxellaceae. The record is from RefSeq and is a predicted model, not a curated record. The coding region runs from base 194 to 832 and encodes 212 amino acids. The transcript has a single exon.